Messenger RNA from Myripristis murdjan (pinecone soldierfish), 2159 nucleotides. It is a transcript of the gene akt2, whose product is annotated as v-akt murine thymoma viral oncogene homolog 2. Bases 605 to 2053 code for a protein of 482 amino acids. The record is from RefSeq and is a predicted model, not a curated record. Gene Ontology annotation, molecular function: ATP binding; protein serine/threonine kinase activity. NCBI's taxonomy places the organism in Eukaryota, Metazoa, Chordata, Actinopteri, Holocentriformes, Holocentridae. Gene Ontology annotation, biological process: protein phosphorylation. The transcript is spliced from 14 exons.
GUUCAGGUGCAGUGGACCCUCUCUGGCCUCGUACGUCACUUCCUGUUUGUGUGCGUCUGCGGGGCUGCUGUUCUGUCUGCCUCGGACGGAGGGCCUACACGCUAAGCAGGCGACUCACCACAUCCAAGGGAUAAAGAGGCUACAUUCCGUGUUUUUUCCCCAGCUACUCCGGGUUUGCUUGUAGCGUCAGCUCGGCGGAACACACCCGGUGGUCAGCUUUGAGCUCAGUGGACUUUAUUCGCUCUGUGGCUUGCAGACGGCUGAGUGAAGCAGCGCCGCGGCGACAACAGGAGAAGCACGCCGCCGUUGUGUGGGAAGACAACAAGCUCAGCCAGCAGCUAGCUAAGCUGUGUGAUCAUUGACAGAGUUCAGUACACACAAGCUUCACAGGAGAACCGGCGGAGGAUUUCUGUAGCGUACCCCGCGUCUCUUUGAGAAACCCCAGGCGGAAAGGUUUUGUCCCAGGACUCGAGGUAUUGCCUAAACAUUGUAUCUGAGCCACUUGUCUGACACUUGACCAGUAAGAAUAGUUGCACACAUCACCCCUGCUUCACUACGGCCCCCACCCCCCCAUCCCAAAACCCAGACAGUCCUCUGCCCCAGCAUGAACGAAGUCAGUGUUGUGAGAGAGGGAUGGCUCCAUAAGAGAGGUGAAUACAUUAAAACAUGGCGCCCUCGUUACUUCAUCCUAAAGAGUGACGGUUCCUUCAUCGGUUACAAGGAGAAGCCUGAGGUGUCCAGCGAUCACAGCCUCCCGCCACUCAACAACUUCUCUGUUGCCGAAUGCCAACUGAUGAAGACGGAGCGACCCAGGCCCAACACGUUUGUUAUCCGCUGCCUACAGUGGACUUCAGUCAUCGAGCGUACCUUCCACGUGGACAGCAAUGAAGAGAGGGAGGAAUGGAUGCGGGCAAUCCAGGCGGUAGCCAAUGGCCUGAAGAGCCAGCAGCAGGAUGAGGAGCCCAUGGAAAUCAAAUUUGGCUCACCAAGUGACAGCAGCGGCACAGAGGAGAUGGAGGUGGCCAUGUCCAAGUCCCGCUCCAAAGUGACCAUGAUUGAUUUUGACUACCUGAAGCUGCUAGGCAAGGGGACAUUCGGUAAAGUGAUCCUGGUGAGGGAGAAGGCCACGGGGAUGUACUAUGCCAUGAAAAUCCUCCGCAAAGAAGUCAUCAUUGCCAAAGAUGAGGUGGCACACACAGUAACAGAGAGCAGAGUCCUCCAGAAUACGAGGCAUCCCUUCUUAACGACACUAAAAUAUGCGUUCCAAACACAUGACCGGCUGUGCUUUGUGAUGGAGUAUGCAAAUGGAGGAGAACUGUUCUUUCAUUUGUCCCGGGACCGAGUGUUCACAGAGGACAGGGCACGAUUCUAUGGCGCAGAGAUCGUGUCAGCACUGGAGUACCUACACUCACGCAAUGUAGUUUACAGGGAUUUAAAGCUGGAGAACCUUAUGCUCGACAAAGACGGCCACAUAAAGAUAACAGACUUUGGCUUGUGUAAAGAGGGCAUCACAGACGGUGCCACCAUGAAGACGUUCUGUGGAACCCCAGAGUACCUGGCACCAGAGGUGCUAGAAGACAACGACUACGGGCGGGCGGUGGACUGGUGGGGUCUGGGUGUGGUCAUGUAUGAGAUGAUGUGCGGCCGGCUGCCCUUCUACAACCAGGACCACGAGCGUCUCUUUGAGCUCAUCCUCAUGGAGGAGAUCCGCUUCCCCAAGAACCUGGCCCCCGAAGCCAAGGCCCUUCUGGCUGGCCUGCUCAAGAAGGAUCCUAAGCAGAGGCUCGGAGGCGGGCCCGACGAUGCCAAAGAAGUGAUGACUCACAAGUUCUUCACCUCCAUCAACUGGCAGGACGUCAUUGAAAAAAAGCUUAUUCCACCAUUCAAGCCCCAAGUUACAUCAGAGACGGACACACGCUACUUCGAUGACGAGUUCACUGCACAGACCAUCACAGUAACGCCUCCAGACAAGUAUGACAGUUUAGAUGCAGAGGACUCAGAUCAGCGUACGCAUUUCCCUCAGUUCUCCUACUCCGCCAGCAUACGGGAAUGACUGCUCACUCAAACUCUUGAACAAACAGGCAGGCUAACACACAUUCACAAUCCCACGCACACAUACACACUCGCACUGCUGGGGAAUCGGAAAGACACAAACAAAA